UGCGGUGGCUACGAGCCGGCCAUUACCGGGAAAAAUAGAAGAAGGUUUGAGGCUGUUGUCCAUUUUGGAUCGAGUGCAGCGUGAAAGUGUUACUUGGACCACGUCUGCCCCUCAAAGUAUUGCUUUGAGAAUAUCUCCUUGUGAAGACCCUUCCGUAAUAUCCACCAACAAGCACGUACACGCCGUGUAAAAGUUUCACUCCGUGGAAGGAAGGCCUGACUGGAGCAUCAUGAGUUACGGAAGGCCUCCGCCCGACGUCGACGGCAUGACUUCUCUCAAAGUGGACAACCUGACGUACAGAACCACGCCCGAAACUCUGCGACACGUCUUCGAGAAGUACGGCCGGGUCGGGGACGUCUACAUCCCCCGGGACCGCUACUCCAAAGACAGCCGGGGUUUCGCCUUUGUCCGCUUCCACGACAAGCUGGACGCUGAGGACGCCAUGGAUGCCAUGGACGGCGCGCUCUUGGACGGCCGCGAGCUGCGGGUUCAAAUGGCUCGCUACGGCCGACCCCCCGACUCACAUCAAGGGGGCUCCAGUCGCCGUGGCGGACCCCCCAGGAGAUACGGGGGCUCCGGUCGCCGAAGCAGAAGCCCGAGACCCAGGAGACGAAGCAGGUCCCGCAGCAGAUCCCGCUCUCGUUCCCGAGGCCGAUCCCGCUACAGCAGAUCCCGCUCCAGGUCUUACUCCAGAUCCAAGUCCCGCUCCCCCAGGAACAAGAAGACCAAUGCCAAGUUCCGGUCCAAAUCCCGGUCCAAGUCUGUCAGCCGCAGCCCCUCUCCCAAAAGAGUGUCCAGGUCCAGGUCCAAAAGCCCCCCCAAUUGGUCAGCGGAAAAUGGAGGAAACUCUCCAUAGUAGGUUGGCCGCAUAUAACGGGACGCCAUGCUGUCGUGAUCAUACAGCUGAUGUGUCCCUAUGUCUUCAGGUGUGGACGUUGGAGAAGACACGCUCACUCCCUGACAAGGUUGUCCUUGCUCCAGUCCUUGAUUCCGACGUCUUUAUCCCCCUUCGAUUUUAAACAUCUGCUCUCAAGUGAGCGUGCUCGUGCGGCAGGGACACUUUUUAGCAGUUCCACUUCCUGUCCAGGCUGCACACAAAGCCAAGGGCGUUGGCGUGAUUUAAAACUUCAUACUAGACAAAACAGCUACACAAUUUUUUUUUUUUUAUGUUGAUCCGUAACGCACGAUUCAGUUUAGUUUCCGUGCCAUAGGCGCACUCGAGUAGCAGUCGUUGCGUGGCCUUCAAGGUGCCACACCUUUUUUGUAUAAGGACUUGUUUGCUUUUCAUUAAAGAUUUUCUCAA
Nerophis ophidion (straightnose pipefish) is the source of this 1303-nucleotide messenger RNA. It is a transcript of the gene srsf2b, whose product is annotated as serine and arginine rich splicing factor 2b. The record is from RefSeq and is a predicted model, not a curated record. Gene Ontology annotation, molecular function: RNA binding. Bases 230 to 856 code for a protein of 208 amino acids. The transcript is spliced from 2 exons. Lineage: Eukaryota; Metazoa; Chordata; Actinopteri; Syngnathiformes; Syngnathidae.